GAGGGGAUGCCGAAGAUGGUGGUGAAGUGAAGAGAAUAUAUUGGAGGAGAAGCCUCACCAAACCCCCACUCUCUCCCCCUUCCCUCAUCUCAGCUCCCACUUUUUGGAAGUGGAAGCAGUGGCUUCAACUUCUCUUUCUCAGUGCUCAGUGACUUGUGUUUCAAGCUUCCUGGACUGAUCAACUGAAGCAGCAGGGGAGAUGAACAAAGGUGAAGAGUUUAAGCUCCUUAAAAUCCAGACGGUGAUCCUCAAGGUACACAUACAUUGUGAUGGAUGUAAGCAGGAGGUGAAGAAACUUCUUCAGAGAAUCGAAGGAGUGUACACUGUGAGCAUAGAUGCAGAGCACCAGAAGGUCACAGUCUCAGGCAACGUGGACUCCGGUUCUCUAAUCAAGAAGCUGGCCAGAUCAGGCAAGCAUGCAGAACUGUGGCCUCAGAAGCCCGGCAACCAGAGUACCAAGUGCAACCAGCAACAUCAAGGAAAGGAUCGGGGCAACAAGAACAAAGGCCAUGGCGGUCAGGGCAACAACAAAGGCCACCAAUCCCUCAUCCAAGGCCUUAAAGCCUUCAAGAACCAGCACGGCAGCAUCGAGCCUCCGAGCUCCGACGACGACGACGAAGAAUUCGAUGAUGAUCUUGAUGACGAAGAAGAUGAUGAGCUUGGAUUCAUUGGUGACAAGAUCAAGCAGCUUAAUCUGCUAAAGCAAGCAAACAACGCUGCAGCAGCAGCAGCAGCAGCCACCAAGAAAAAUGGCAAUCCAGGUGGGAAUGGCAACAAUGGAGGAGCGAGGAAGGGUGGAGGAAACCCAAACCAAGCUUUUGGAUUGAAGGGCCCUGCUGGGUUACAGCCUAAAGGCUUCGCUGCUGCACCUAACAACAAGAUGAGCAAUGGUGGUAACAAUCCAAGUGCAGGUCUGCAAGGACUUGUUGGAAGCGGUGGGUUGGGAGCACAUCAAGCUCAGCAACAACCAGGAGCAAACUUCUCCACAGGUUUCCCUGCAGCUGGUAAUGGUGGAUUUGGGGUGAACAACCAAGCAAACCUGAUGAUGAACUCACUGGGACCGGGGUACCAGAACCAGCCAUCCUCCUCCAUGAUGAUGAACCUGAGAGGGCUCAGCAACAACAUGCUGAUGAAUGAGAGCAGAUACAUGCAGCCACAAGUGAUGUACAACAGGUCACCUCAAAUCCCUCCCUACACUGCCUACUACAAUCCCUAUCCCUAUCCAUAUCCCCAUCCCUACUACAGGAGUCCUCAUGUCAACCAUCACCCAGAAACUGGUGGUGGUUAUGGUGACCAUCUUUUCAGUGAUGAGAACACCAGCAGCUGUGUGGUGAUGUAAAGGGUGCAGAGUUCUGAGGGGAUCUCUGCAGGGGUGUGAGGGAGGGAGGGAAUGUGAUGAAGUAUGCAGUGGUAUUGCUUCUUGUUUCUUCACUUUUCUUUUCUGCUGGUAAGAAAAAAGCUGGUCUGAAUGGCUUAAAUGUUGGGCUGUUUGACACUGAUGCCUGUCCAGAAUAUUUAUUUCAUGCAGUUAUUAGUACAA
Messenger RNA from Musa acuminata AAA Group (dessert banana), 1540 nucleotides. Its product is annotated as heavy metal-associated isoprenylated plant protein 32-like. Gene Ontology annotation, molecular function: metal ion binding. Lineage: Eukaryota; Viridiplantae; Streptophyta; Magnoliopsida; Zingiberales; Musaceae. The coding region runs from base 200 to 1339 and encodes 379 amino acids. The record is from RefSeq and is a predicted model, not a curated record. The transcript is spliced from 3 exons.